This is a messenger RNA of Linum trigynum, 3600 nucleotides long. The record is from the annotation of a GenBank genome assembly. NCBI's taxonomy places the organism in Eukaryota, Viridiplantae, Streptophyta, Magnoliopsida, Malpighiales, Linaceae.
GUGAGGUGGAUAAGGAAGAAGGUUUAUCUCAAUCAAUCCUCUGCAUGACUGCGACGAUGGUGGGGGAUUUUGAAUUUAGAGUUAUUAGUAUGGUUUUGUGUUAUCCCACUUUCCUCCCCACAUGAAUGUGACGAUGGUGGGGGAGAAGGUUCUCACUUCUGAUGAUCACCACUUCUCAUUUCACUUGCUCUCCUUCUUUCUUUCUUCCUUUUUGGUAGAAUAGAAUAUAACUCGGCUUCUUCUUCAAAAGACACCACCUAAUCUGAGCUCUGCCUCUUCCAAUGUUCUGGCCUUUAUAAUUUAUUCUAAUGAGAAUUUUGGCUGUUUUGGCAGCAAUGGCUGGUGGAGAAGAAGCCCGAUCGGUUGAUAAAGGAGCAAAUCCUAGUAAUUCGAAGGUUACCGCAAAGGGUGUACGAGGCAAAAGUGAUCCAACUUGGGCUCAUUGUUCCUUCCAUCUUGAUGGAAAUGUGGAGGUACUCACUUGUGUCUAUUGUCAAAAAGAAUUUAGAGGCGGAGGAAUCACUAGAAUGAAAAAACAUCUAGCUGGUGUUAGUGGGGAUAAUGCAAUAUGCUCAAUGGUUCGGAAGAGGUGAGCCAAAACAUGCAGAAGCUAGCUAUUGACUAAUUAUGAAACUAAUAAGAAGAAAUAUGAAGGUGUCAAAGUUGGAUUUAAUGAACCUCGUUAUACAAAUUCUUCUAGUGCACAAGAUGAUAAUAGUGCUAAAAGAGUUGCUCCUAAUGUGUCUACGGGUUCGGUUGACACUCUCUUUGCUCCACGGUCAUCUUUUGGUAGUCACCGGGAAUAAAGAGUGCCUUAGCAACUAAAGAAGUUGUAUUGUAUGUGGAUCGAGCAUGGGCUAGAUGGUUCUAUGAUGCAUGUGUUCCUUUAGAAGCAAUUAAAUCUACAAUUUAAAAUAGCAUUGGAUUCUUCUAUGACUCUUGGUCCUGGUUAUGGAGGUCCUACAUAUUAUGCUUUGAGGUUUACUUUGUUGGAUAGCAUUGUGAAAGAAUGUCAUCUAUUGAUUGAGAGUUUGAGGUCUAAUUGGAAGGAAUCUGGAUGCACUAUUAUGGCGGAUGGUUAGACGGAUAAUAGGCAUAGAUCCUUAAUCAAUUUUCUUGUGUAUUCUCCUGCUGGAACAUGCUUUGUGAAGUCCAUUGAUGCUUCUGGUUUGGUCAAGGGUGGAAGGAACGUGUUUAAGUUAUUUUGUGAGGUCAUUGAUUGGGUUGGAGCGGAGAAUGUUGUUCAUGUGGUGACCGAUAAUGCAUCCAACUAUAAAUUGGCAGGGACAAUGAUACAUGAGCAUUAUGGUCAUAUAUAUUGGACUCCUUGUGUUCCUCAUACCCUUAACUUGAUCUUGAGUGAGAAUAGAUCUAUUCCUCAUGUUAAGAAGCUUGCCUAUCGAGCUACCAAGGUCUCCAAAUUUGUUUACAAUCAUGGUCCAAUUUAUUUCUGGUUGAAGACAAUGGAGAAAUGGAAAGAAAUAGUGAGACCUGGUGCUACUAGAUUUGCUACUACAUUUCUGAGUUUGCAAAGUACUUUUGAGCACAUACAUGAUUUGGAGGAACUGUGAUUAGUAAGUUCUUUACAGAAAGUGAUCUUUAAAGUACUAAGGAUGGAAAGGAUGUGAAGGCAAUUGUACUCGAUCAACAGUUUUGGGCUGAUUGUGACUUCAUUGUUAAGUUGACAGCUCCAAUUGUUAAGUUUCUUCGAGUUGUGGAUUCAGAUAGUAAACCAGCAAUGGGGUAUGUGUAUGAUGGGAUGACUAGGUUGUCAAAUGCUAUUAUGACUGUUUUUGGAGAUAAGGCGGAGAUGUACAAGCCAUACAUGGAUAUCGUUAAUAGAAGAUGGGAUAAGCACUUGAGCCGUGAUUUGUUUAUGGCAGCUCACUAUCUUAAUUCGACUAUUAAGUAUGCUGAUGAUUGGACAGAGGAUAGGGCAGUUACAUUUGGACUUCUUAAUCUUCUUGAGAACUCGUCUUAUGUCCUGAUGAUAGUGUGGUGGUGGCAGAGAUGAAUUUGUAUGCUGAACGGUCAUGAAAUUUUGGGAGGAAGAUGGCAAUAGAUUCUGCACAAAAACAACAACCAGGUAAUUGAUAUCACUUGCAUUGAAGUUCUUCUAUUUAUUACAAUAUUUAAGAAACUAACAUGUAUAUUUUUUAUGUAGAUAAGUGGUGGAAAUAGUUUGGCAUUGAUCCUCCAAAUAUUCAGAAGUUAGCUAUUCGAAUUCUUAGCCAAACUGCUGCUUCUUUGAACGUGUGCACACCAAAAGAAGAAACAGAUUGCAGCAUAAAGUUCUUAGUAACUUGGUGUUUGUGAAUUACAACUUGCGAUUGCAUAAUAGGUAAUGAUUUGAAUUAUAGAACUUGUGUGUUGAAUUCAUACUUUCUAUGCUUACUAUUGAAUUGAAUUAUUUUUUCAACUUUUAUUAAGGAGUAUUACACCAAGAACAAUAAAGAAUCAUAUGAUCCCAUAAGUCUUGAAAGCAUUGAUUUUACUGUUACUAGCCACUGGUUGUCAGAAGGGGAAGAAAGUCUAUCUUCUAGGGAUAAAGAAUUGGAUAUUGAUGAGCUGAAACAAGCAUUAGAAGAGGAAAGUUUGUUUGUAAAUCAAUUAUGCAUAAUAUGAAUUCUAAUACUAAUAAUUGAUAAUAAUUCUUACUUGUUUUCUCUUGUAUUGUAGUUGGUGAUGAAGAAGAUGAAGGGGACGACUUGCAGAAUGUAGACCUCUCUACAUUUGGUGUUGUUUGAAGAUAUGGAACGUUGUAGUGCUUGCGAGUUUGAGUUUGUGGUAGUUGUGAACUUGUGGUUUGAGAAUGUUGUUUGGUUUUUUAAUACUUUGAAGUUUGAACAAAAAGGAAAUGUUGUUUGGUUUGAGAAUGUUGUUUGAACUUGUGGUUUGAAAAUGUUGUUUGGUUGUUUUAUACUCGAUCCUAAACAUGCAUUUGAACGAUUAUGUAGUUAAUUCAGUAAUGUUGCAGUUUGUUGAUUGUUAUAUUACAUGUGUCUAUUUAGUUUAUUCGGGUUUGUUAUCCGGUAUAUUAUGGUUUUAUUCUGGUAUUACUCCGAAAUGGUAUCACGAAUCUGUCGGUACGGUUUUUUAACCAAAAAAUAUUUUUAAUUACAAAAAUGGUUUUUUACCGGUACACAACGAUUGAACCACAGUCGUACCACAAAAUACCCUACCACUGACGGAUCCGGUAUGACCUCUGGUAUGGUUUCCUUUACCUUGAUUCAUUGAGAUUUGAUGUUGCUCGGUGGAAUUGGACGGAUGCAACAAGGAUAACGUGGAUAAUUGAUGACCGACUUGUUCAGCUUGAAGUGGUGCCUCAAAAAAAAUAAGAAAGUUGAGGUCGGAUGGGGUAAAAUAAGGAAUUAAAUGGACCAAGUCCAUUGUCUUCUUGUGAUUUGGAGUAGCAAUGGUCGCGGGGGUUCCUACAAGUGGCAUGGCUGCUGGCUCGGCCCAGAACAAGCCAUGAGGGACUGAAAGUCGAAUACCGAUAGUUGAGGCUAAACCGUAUACUCCUCCUCCUCCGCGAGACGUCUAUCCAGCAACCUCAUCGACUAACAAACGAACCAAGCAAAAGAAAGGAAAAAAGAAAGG